Messenger RNA from Prunus armeniaca (apricot), 2172 nucleotides. Lineage: Eukaryota; Viridiplantae; Streptophyta; Magnoliopsida; Rosales; Rosaceae. The record is from the annotation of a GenBank genome assembly.
AUGGCAAAGUAUAAGGUGGACAAGGAUUUGGGUUGUGGUUUCAUGGGUGGGAUUUUCCAGUGCAGAAGCUACUGGUCUAGAAAAUCCUCUGUUCAUUCACUACCUUCAAACAGUAGCAAAAAUGAUUUGAAAGCACCAAUCAAUGAUGAUUAUUCUACAAAGUCUGAAGAAUCCAAGAGCCAACAACCCAAAUCCACAGAGGCUGCUAUUGUAGUCUCCUCCAAUUCAGGUAGACCUUCUCCGAAUCGAGACUCGAAACAUGCCAGGAGGCCUAGCUUGGGUCAUCCAAGGCCUUCAGCUUGUCACCAGAAGGUUCAACCGAGAAGGCAUUCAGAUGCUGGAAGAAGGUCAACAUCUUCAUCCAAUGGUACUUCAAGCCAAAUCAAGGUGUUGCAAAUCCAGGACUUGUCGAAAGAGGCGAAGCUACAAAGGGCAUCCACUACUAGCUCUGCAGAGCUCAGUAGGAAGAUCACUGAUCACCAGCAAGCCAAUGAAAGCAAACCUCUGGUCCGAGCCACUUCAAGUAAUAUGGUGCUUUCAGGACAGUUGGGGAACUUGAGACAGCCCGGAGUUUCGAAUCAGGCGGCAAGCAAUAGUCCCAUUGCCACAAUCAAGACUCUGACUUAUCAUCCUAGAAAUCUUGAAGACUCGAAUUCGACACCUACCCGAAAAAAUGGAUUUGGAAAAGUAGGAGGCAAUGUUGUGAUGGGUAACAUUGUGAGGAAGAACAGUGAUGAGUUUGGAGGUCUUGCCUGGAACAAGUUAGACCCUGAGGUGUUGAAGUCCAUGGGAAAUGAGGCAUACAAACAGGGCAGAUUUGAAGAGGCCUUGGCUUGUUAUGACCGAGCAAUUGCUUUGGAUUCAAAUAAGGCUACUUAUCACAGCAAUAAAGGAGCAGCUUUGGUUGGUUUAGGCCGUCUUAUCGAGGCGGUUUUCGAAUGCAAAGAAGCGAUCCAGAAUGAGCCUUCUUAUCACAAAGCUCAUCAUCGGUUGGCAACAACUUAUCUCAGAUUGGGAGAAGCAGAGAAAGCAUUGGAUCACUACAAACACUCGGGCCCAUAUGCUAACUCGAAAGACGUCGACCAAUGUCAGGCUCUUCAAAAAUGCCUCAGCAGAUGCACUGAAGCUCAGAAAUUACAAGAGUGGAAUAUUUUGCUGAACGAGACCCAGCUGGCAAUUUCCUCAGGUGCCAAUUCAGCUCCACAGGUCUUUGCUCUACAAGCUGAGGCCUUGCUGAAGCUUCACAGACAUCAAGAGGCCUAUGCCACCUACCAAAAACGACCCAGUUUCAGCAUUGAUAUAUGCACCAAGUUCUUUGGCUUGGCAAGUAGUGCUUAUCUGUUAAUGAUUGGGGCUCAGGUUUACUUGGCUGCUGGCAGGUUUGAAGAUGCUAUAGCUGCAGCUCAGAAUGCAGCACGACUCAAUCCAAGUGACAAGAAUGUCACUGCGGUGGUGAAGAGGGCUCGAGCUGUUGCAUCAGCCCGAGUGAGUGGUAACCUUCUCUUUAAGGCAUCGAAAUUUUCGGAAGCAUGUGUAGUGUAUAGUCAAGGACUGCAGCAUGAUCCACACAACUCAGUUUUACUAUGCAACCGAGCAGCUUGUCGUACUAAACUGGGACAAUUUGAAAAGGCCAUUGAUGAUUGCAAUGCAGCACUUAAUGUGCUGCCUUCUUACAGCAAGGCUAGGCUGCGCCGGGCUGAUUGCAACGCCAAGUUAGAAAGGUGGGGGGCUUCAAUUCAAGAUUAUGAAGUUCUGAUAAGAGAAACUCCUGGAGAUGAGGAAGUUGGCAAGGCUUUGUUUGAAGCCAAGAUCCAGCUCAAAGCACAACGCGGCGAAGAUAUUAAGGACAUGAAAUUUGGUUCAAAUUUGGUCCUCAUCUCCAGCAAUGAGCGCUUCAGACAUUUUGUGACCUCUCCAGGGAUGUCUGUGGUGCUGUUUUGUAGCAAAACCAAACAAAAGCAAGUGUUGCAAGCCCUGCAUCAAGUCUGCACAAGAUUCCCAUCUGUCAAUUUUCUCAAGGUGGAGGUGGAAGACCAUCCAUACUUGGCCAAAAUGGAGGAUGUGAGCACAAUCCCAGCCUUCAAGAUAUACAAAAAUGGAUCAAGGGUCAAAGAAAUUCCAGGCAGCAACCAUGAAUUAUUAGAAAGCUCAGUCAAAUUGUACAGCAGUUGA